Messenger RNA from Bacillus rossius redtenbacheri, 844 nucleotides. RefSeq lists its product as uncharacterized. Bases 330 to 779 code for a protein of 149 amino acids. Lineage: Eukaryota; Metazoa; Arthropoda; Insecta; Phasmatodea; Bacillidae. The record is from RefSeq and is a predicted model, not a curated record. The transcript has 3 exons.
UCAAAACUCUAGCUUAAAUUUUGUUAAGUUCUAGAAAACAAGUACAUAACAUAGAGGUAGAAAAAGACUAAUACCUCCAUGGUAAAUAAUAAUACACUGUUCUUUUUCCAUUGAAAUUUCAAGUGCAAAUGUUUGGAGUAAGAAGUAGGCCUAUGCAAAAACCAUAGCGUAAAUAAGCAUACCAAAACAAGGGUUUCUUUUGGCCAAAAUCCAGCCAAAUUCGGAAAUAUUGCCCUGAAACGUCCAGGAAGCGUACAUCAGUGAACAUAGCGAGCCAGGAGAAGCCACGUGGCCGACUGUCGGUAAACUUCAGGCGCUGAAAGGUGGAAAUGGCAACGAGGGUGGAGGUGGAGUCCUUGAACACAAACUUCAACUUCAACAUGAUCAUCGCGAGGAAGCUGUUCGGGACACUGCCCACGCGGAAUGACAGGGAGCUGGUGAGGCAGUGGAUACGCAAGCUCAAGAGCUGCACUUCGUCCAUCAACGAGAUGAAGCUGAGAAAUAACUUCAUGUUCCACCUGGUGAUCAACCUGAGGACGGGCUGCCUGCUGCACCCGUUCAACAAGCCCCCCAAGCAAGGCCCCCUCAACAUGGCCUAUGCCAGCGUGGACCAGUGCAAGGGCAGCGACUCGGGCAGCGACGCCGACUCGGAGAGGGCGCCCCGGAACCUGCCGCAGCCCCCGCCCGCGGCCCGGUUCCUCGUGCCCGCGCCCAUGCCCAAGGUGGGCGCAGUCUGCUACAUGGCCAUGAAGUGCAUGGGCGACAACGUCUCCAAGUGAGCCCCGCCCGCGCGACCCUCCUCUCCGGCUGUACAAACUGUCAAUAAAGGUGGAUUCCAACUGCA